Equus quagga is the source of this 1591-nucleotide messenger RNA. RefSeq names its product mitochondrial fission factor (gene MFF). The record is from RefSeq and is a predicted model, not a curated record. Gene Ontology annotation, biological process: positive regulation of mitochondrial fission. The coding region runs from base 466 to 1527 and encodes 353 amino acids. Gene Ontology annotation, cellular component: mitochondrial outer membrane; peroxisome. The transcript has 12 exons. NCBI's taxonomy places the organism in Eukaryota, Metazoa, Chordata, Mammalia, Perissodactyla, Equidae.
CGAGGGACUCGCGGUGGCCCCGGCCCGUCCGUGGUGUCGCUGUGGCCCGAGUCCCGCCCCGCGGGCCGCUCACCUUCAACCCUGGCCUUUCCUUGUCCUCGGGCGUUGCCGCCGCCUCAGUCCCUGAGGAGCACAACGGAGGGCAGCACACUCUCCUGCCAACGCUUUUGGGCUAACCUCGUCACCUUUCUAGUUCGGUGUCCCGUUUUGUCGGGACGUAAGUGGCUCUGAAUCCAGCACAUGCACAUUGAAGCAAGUUAAAGGGUUUAAUAUGAAGCGCAGAAGUAGAUAGUGCCAAAUAGCAAACAGUCCUCGGUACACGUUUCUGGAAAAGCAGUGUCCGUGUUGUUAUGUACACCUCCAAAAAAGUUCAGAUCUGUAGGGGAAUUGUUGUGUAAAGUAAACUGAACUACAGGGUAGCAGUAUUUUAAUAGCUAUUAUAGACGUGUAUUUACUGUAUUAAACAUGAGUAAAACAACAAGCAUUGACACACCACUAGGAAGAGUGAGUGGGGCAGCAUUUCCUUCUCCCACUGCUGCUGAGAUGGCGGAAAUUAGUCGAAUUCAGUAUGAAAUGGAAUACACCGAAGGUAUUAGUCAGCGAAUGAGGGUCCCGGAAAAAUUAAAGGUAGCACCACCAAAUGCUGACCUGGAACAAGGGUUCCAAGAAGGAGUUCCAAAUGCCAGUGUGGUUAUGCAGGUUCCAGAGAGGAUUGUUGUAGCAGGAAAUAAUGAAGACAUUCCAUUUUCAAGACCAGCAGAUCUUGACCUUAUUCAAGCAACUCCCUUUAAACCCCUGGCACUGAAAACACCACCUCGUGUACUUACGCUAAGUGAAAGACCACUAGAUUUCCUGGAUUUAGAAAGACCUCCUCCAACCCCUCAAAAUGAAGAAAUCCGUGCAGUUGGCAGGCUAAAAAGAGAGCGUUCUAUGAGUGAAAAUGCUGUUCGCCAAAAUGGACAGCUGGUCAGAACUGACUCCAUGUGGCACAGAUCAGAUUCUGCCCCAAGAUAUAAAAUUUCAAGGUUCCAGGCACCGAUUUCUGCACCGGACUACACUGUGACACCAUCGCCACCACAGGUUCGGGUCUGUCCUCCCCAUAUGUUACCUGAAGAUGGAGCUAACCUUUCCUCUGCUCGAGGCAUUUUGUCGCUUAUCCAGUCUUCUACUCGUAGGGCAUACCAGCAGAUCUUGGAUGUGCUGGAUGAAAAUCGCAGUGUGAGAAGACAAAAUGAAAUACGUUGUGAAAGACCUGUGUUGCGUGGUGGGUCUGCCGCCGCCACUUCUAAUCCUCAUCAUGACAACGUCAGGUAUGGCAUUUCAAAUGCAGAUACAACACUUGAAGCAACUUCAGAUGACAUGACUGUUGUAGAUGCAGCUUCAUUAAGACGACAGAUAAUCAAGCUAAACAGACGUCUACAACUUCUAGAAGAGGAGAACAAAGAACGUGCUAAAAGAGAAAUGGUCAUGUAUUCCAUUACUGUAGCAUUCUGGCUGCUUAAUAGCUGGCUCUGGUUUCGCCGCUAGAGGUAACCUCAGCUCUCAAAAAUAUUGACUCAACAGCUGGAAAUAUAAAGAAUUUGCAAACUUC